Messenger RNA from Solenopsis invicta (red fire ant), 1911 nucleotides. It is a transcript of the gene HtrA2, whose product is annotated as serine protease HTRA2, mitochondrial. The record is from RefSeq and is a predicted model, not a curated record. Gene Ontology annotation, biological process: programmed cell death; positive regulation of apoptotic process; proteolysis. Lineage: Eukaryota; Metazoa; Arthropoda; Insecta; Hymenoptera; Formicidae. The transcript is spliced from 7 exons. Bases 184 to 1509 code for a protein of 441 amino acids. Gene Ontology annotation, molecular function: serine-type endopeptidase activity; protein binding.
UUCGACUGCUGAACUUAGUCGAGUGCGCGUCGUCUGCACGUAGAUAGAGCGUUCCGUAUGCGAUGAGUGAGGUGUCCAUGCUUGCGAAGCUGAAAACCCCAUCACUGCAUUCUAUGCGACCGCGUGUGUUUGGCGAACUCCACAGAGAUCGUUGAUCUUUAACAGCCGCGUUGUGAUUUAAAAAUGGCGUCUUCUUGGUCACGCGUGCCGUGGAUUUCUCUGGCAAGAGCGAGCGGCUCGAAUGUGUCGCGACUCGUGACCGUCGCGUUUGCUGAACGAUACACUGGAACUCGAUCGUUCCACUCGCAGCAGCAGCGACAGCAGCAACGACAUGGGCAGCAGCAGGAGCAGCAGCAUGAACGAGUAUUCGGUGGCAGAGCAAGGAAGUUCUUAACCUAUACCGCGUUUGCCUCGGCAGCGUGUCUGGGCUAUGCUGUGUACAAUCGGAGGGAUGACAUCUGGCAAAGAAUCAAGAGUCUGGUCGUGCCGAUCUGUUCUGUCGUUCACGGCAAGUCGUUGCCGCCGUUUGACAGUACUCACAACAGGGACACGUUCAAUUUUAUUGCGGACGUGGUAGAGAUAUCUGCACCAGCUGUUGUGUACAUUGAAAUCAGGGAUAACAAUAGCUUAGACUUCUUCACGGGGAAGCCGAUCACUACCAGCAAUGGAUCAGGAUUUAUCAUCAGUCAGGAUGGUUUAAUACUGACAAAUGCUCAUGUCGUAAUAAAUAAGCCUAAUACAACGGUGAAGGUAAACGUACGGCUUUAUGAUGGUAGUACAUAUAAUGGAAUAAUAGAAGAUGUUGAUUUGGAAAGUGAUCUUGCCACCGUGCGAAUAAAUAAGACCAACCUACCGGUAAUGAAACUCGGCUGUUCGGCUACUCUCAGACCGGGAGAAUUUGUGGUAGCUAUUGGUUCCCCGUUGGCUCUUAAUAACACCAUAACAUGCGGCGUAGUGAGCAGUGUAAAUAGACAAAGUCAAGAGCUUGGUAUAAAUAACCGACGUAUGGGAUAUAUUCAAACAGAUGCGGCGAUCACUUUCGGAAAUUCGGGUGGGCCAUUGGUAAAUUUAAGCGGAGAGGCGAUAGGUAUAAAUGCAAUGAAAGUAACGCCCGGUAUUUCAUUCGCCAUACCCAUAGAUUACGCAAAGGAAUUUUUAAAGAAAACAGAAUUACGUAGAAAAAACAAAGACGUAAAAUUUAAAGAGUCAUCCAGACGAAGAUACUUGGGUAUCACGAUGCAAACUCUGACUCCAGAAAUCUUAAAUGAGAUACAAAACAGUGAACAUACGAGUAUUCGACAUGGAGUUUUUGUAUGGAGAGUAAGGCUUAGAUCUCCAGCUUACAGUGCUGGAUUGCAACCUGGAGAUAUAGUGACACAUGCUAAUGGCGAGCCAGUGCUGGAUUCAAACAAUAUUUAUAAAAUAUUAGAACAAUCAGGACCGAUCAACUUACAAAUAUUAAGAAAAGGACAAGUUUUACACAUAACAGUUGAACCUGAGAAUAUGUAGUUGGAUUUAUUAAACAAUUUCGAUUAAAUGAAAAAUUUUGCAAUAUAGGCUAAUAAAAUUGUAAUGUUUAUGAACAAAAUUUUGUGAAAAUUUUUUUAUAAUGUUAUAUGUUAUAAAAACAAUAAUUGUUGAUCUAUAUAUAAAUUUAUUUUAUAAAAUCUUUUUCUUUUGAGAAUGUAUCGUACAGUUUGUUAGUAUGAUCGUGCCUUCAGUGUGUUCCGAGUGCCGAGUUUACUCACAAAAAAAAUAUUACAAUAAAGAAGGAAAGACAAGAAUCACGUUUAUCGUUUAGCGCACUUUAUACCUAGUGAGCCGGUUCAUCACUCACACCAUCGAGACUCCAGUAUACACGCCCUUUGGUUGUACAUUUAUUUUAAUUUAAAUAUACACGAUAAAGGACCA